UUCAAUUUCAUUCAACAUGUUGUGCUCAAAAUAUUUUUCUGUCAGCUUUCUAUUAUUCAGCCUCUCCCUCCAUGCAGUCAAUUGUGCUGAUCCAUUAUACCAUGUUUGUUUUAGCGAGGAAAACUACACUGCCGAUAGCCCUUAUGGUACAAACCUGAAUGGCUUGCUCAAUCUUUUGUCCUCCAAAGUUCCUUCAGAAGGGUUUGGGCUCAACUCGACUGGGCAAGGCCAAGCUCAAGCAAAUGGUUUAGCCCUGUGCCGAGGUGAUGUCUCAGAAACAGACUGUGAGACCUGUGUCAUUGAUGCAGGCAAAGAUCUUGGUGAUCGUUGUCCUUACAAAAAAGGAGCGAUAAUUUGGUAUGAUAACUGCCUUUUAAAGUACUCGAACAUAGAUUUCUUUGGAGAAAUCGAUAACGAAAACAAGUUCUACAUGUUGAAUGUCGAAGAUGUAGAAAAUCCCACUUCAUUUAAUCCAGAAGUUAAGGAUUUGUUAAGCAGGUUAUCUAAUGAAGCUUAUGCCAAUCCAAAAUUCUAUGCUACCGGGGACCUAAAUCUUGAUUCAUCAAGCAAACUAUAUGGUUUGGCUCAGUGCACCAGGGACCUUUCAGGUCUUGAUUGUAAGAAUUGUCUUGAUACUGCGAUUAGUGAACUUCCCAACUGUUGCGAUGGAAAACGAGGUGGGCGAGUUGUUGGAGGCAGUUGUAACGUUAGAUAUGAACUUUACCCCUUUGUUGAUGCCUAGACUGUUAUGGUUUCCUAUGUUUAUGUAUGAAACUGUGUAAUGUAAUAUGUUUAAAAUUAAAUAAAAUUGUCCAAUGAGACAACUUA
This is a messenger RNA of Quercus lobata, 828 nucleotides long. RefSeq names its product cysteine-rich repeat secretory protein 38-like. The transcript has a single exon. The coding region runs from base 17 to 742 and encodes 241 amino acids. NCBI's taxonomy places the organism in Eukaryota, Viridiplantae, Streptophyta, Magnoliopsida, Fagales, Fagaceae. The record is from RefSeq and is a predicted model, not a curated record.